AUGUCUUCUGAUGCCAACAAGAGAUUGGAAGAUGUUUCAGAUAAAGCAAAUGUCAAUUCAUUAUCAAACCAAACCUCUUCUCUUGUGGGUGCUGCUACUGCUGGUGGAAGAUCUAUGGUGUAUCAACUAACAUCUUUUUACAUGAGGACUCCGUUAAAAUUGUUCAGACCAGCUAGAUUUGACUAUACUCAUUACAUUCGAGUACUUCUUACAGGUAGCGAUAAUACACAGUCCGAGACAAAAGUACGAAGUUCGAGGUAUCGGUUUUGGAAUCCAAAGUAUACUUAUUAUUUGGAGAACUCUUCAAUCGGAAUCGUCACUAAAGCAUUGAACAGAUAUGGUUGGAAAGUCAUACCUGACAGAAUUUUACCGCCAUUAGUAGCCAAUUCGCUGGCGGGAGUUGUGCUAUACACUACUUAUUUAGCCACUUUGAAUAAUUUUCCGUUGAGGGCUACAGAUCAAGCUUUUCAACAUAAUAUGUUUGAUUUUUUAAGAGCAGGAUUCCUUGCAGGUGCUGCACAAGCCAUUGUCUCAGCUCCAAUAGAUGCCAUUUAUACAAGAGCAAACAUUGAUGAACUUUUAUCCAGCGCAAAAAAAUAUGAUAAUCUAUGGCUUUAUAGUCGUGAUAAGAUCAGAGAGAUUGGUUUGAUUGGCUGCUUUGGUGGGUUUGGAUUAUCAUUCAUAAGAGAAUCCUUUGGCUUUGCAUUGUAUUUCACUACUUUUGAAAUGAUCAGAGGACCAAUUCGCCAAUUGAUGUUAGAUUUUAUCAAGAAUUAUAGGGAACUAAAAUAUACGGUGCAGAACACAAGACUCUCGGAUAUAUUUUUCGAUGAAGAUGGUAAUAAGAUUGAAACGAAGAAACCAAGGUUAAUUUCUCCUAAAGAGGAAAUGUGGUAUUCAAGAGUUUUCAUUUUUAUUGGAGGUGUUACAGCAGCUUUUGUUCUUCAAUCGGUGCAAUUCCCGUUCCUAAAGCUACAGAAAAUCCACGUCUCUAGACUUGAAGCGUACGAUAUUUAUCUCAAAAAUCUACCAUCAACGUCUAGUACAACUAUAGGAAAUAUUCCAAAUACGAAAAUAAGGAUACCCAAAGGCAGUAGUAGGUUUCACAUCUAUUACAACUCAUACUUGGAUACAUUCGAGCAUGUGUUCUUUUUCAUGAAGAGAAGUAAGAGAGAAACCAUUGCUUGGUUAUAUAAAGGUUUUACUAGGAAUACUUUGGCAAUUAUUCCUGGAACUACUGCCGGUCUUCUUUUGCUUGAUUAUAUGAGGUCGCAACUGCGUUCUCCUGAGGAGUAUAAACGACUGCAAUGA
Messenger RNA from Kluyveromyces lactis, 1311 nucleotides. RefSeq lists its product as uncharacterized. Gene Ontology annotation, biological process: mitochondrial L-ornithine transmembrane transport. The transcript has a single exon. NCBI's taxonomy places the organism in Eukaryota, Fungi, Ascomycota, Saccharomycetes, Saccharomycetales, Saccharomycetaceae. The coding region runs from base 1 to 1311 and encodes 436 amino acids. Gene Ontology annotation, molecular function: L-ornithine transmembrane transporter activity. The record is from RefSeq and is a predicted model, not a curated record.